AUGGGCGUUGUCGUCAAGUGUGAUGCUGCUCUUUUCUUGCCUUGCACUGCAGGAAUUCAGGCAUUCACUACCGAUGAUGAGACAAAGCAAGGUAGUCCCGUUCUCAUUUGUAACCGAGCUGUUUUCCCCAGAUACUGCUCCAUGUAUACUAUAUUGGAAAUAGCCGUAACCAUUCCCAACCAAUGCCUGUAUUCCAAUCUGCAGUGA
This is a messenger RNA of Fusarium proliferatum ET1, 207 nucleotides long. RefSeq lists its product as uncharacterized. The record is from RefSeq and is a predicted model, not a curated record. The coding region runs from base 1 to 207 and encodes 68 amino acids. The transcript is spliced from 5 exons. NCBI's taxonomy places the organism in Eukaryota, Fungi, Ascomycota, Sordariomycetes, Hypocreales, Nectriaceae.